Vitis riparia (riverbank grape) is the source of this 1327-nucleotide messenger RNA. RefSeq names its product probable pyridoxal 5'-phosphate synthase subunit PDX1. The record is from RefSeq and is a predicted model, not a curated record. Gene Ontology annotation, biological process: pyridoxine biosynthetic process; pyridoxal 5'-phosphate biosynthetic process; amino acid metabolic process. Gene Ontology annotation, molecular function: amine-lyase activity. NCBI's taxonomy places the organism in Eukaryota, Viridiplantae, Streptophyta, Magnoliopsida, Vitales, Vitaceae.
AAAUUGACGGUCAAGAGGGUCAGCCUCACUGUACUAACUCCUCUCGCCUCACCAUCUUUUUGAAAUACAUUCUCUUUUUGUGAAACCAAAUAAAUUUAGGGUUAGGGCUUGUGAAUCUCACGCCCUUUCAUCUUCUAAUUUUCCAGUUCUCUGCUUCUUCUUCUUUCUACUACUUCGAGAUGGCAGGCAGUGGAGUUGUUACAGUGUACGGCAAUGGUGCUAUUACUGAGACCAAGAAAUCACCUUUCUCUGUCAAGGUGGGUCUGGCCCAGAUGCUUCGCGGCGGCGUUAUCAUGGACGUUGUCAACGCCGAGCAAGCGCGCAUCGCGGAGGAGGCCGGGGCUUGUGCCGUCAUGGCUCUGGAGCGGGUUCCCGCCGACAUCCGCGCCCAAGGCGGCGUCGCUCGGAUGAGCGACCCGAGCCUCAUCAAGGAGAUCAAGCAGGCGGUGACUAUUCCGGUGAUGGCCAAGGCUCGUAUCGGUCAUUUCGUGGAGGCUCAGAUCUUGGAGGCCAUCGGCAUCGAUUAUGUUGAUGAGAGCGAGGUUCUCACCGUCGCCGACGAGGACAACCACAUCAACAAGCAUAAUUUCAGGAUCCCCUUCGUCUGCGGCUGCCGGAACCUCGGGGAAGCCCUUCGCCGGAUUCGGGAGGGCGCGGCGAUGAUUCGUACCAAGGAGGCCGGGACAGGCAACAUCGUGGAAGCGGUAAGGCACGUGAGGUCGGUGAUGGGGGAGAUUAGGGUGCUGAGGAACAUGGAUGACGAUGAGGUCUUCACCUACGCCAAGAAGCUUUCUGCGCCCUACGAUUUGGUGAUGCAGACGAAGCAAUUGGGGAGGCUGCCCGUCGUGCAUUUCGCCGCCGGCGGUGUCGCUACCCCGGCUGACGCCGCGCUGAUGAUGCAGUUGGGUUGUGAUGGAGUUUUCGUGGGUUCUGGGGUGUUCAAAAGUGGCGACCCCGCCCGACGAGCGAGGGCUAUUGUGCAGGCCGUGACGCAUUACAGUGACCCAGAUGUGCUUGCGGAGGUGAGCUGCGGAUUGGGUGAGGCAAUGGUGGGUAUCAAUCUCAAUGACGAGAAGGUUGAAAGGUAUGCAAAUCGGUCAGAGUAAGCAUCAACAGCAAUUGGGUAUGGAUGCAAAUGCUUGUAGGUGACGCAGAUAGGUCACUCUUGGAACAAUACAGUAUAUUUGCUUCAUUGGUUGUUUCCUUAGCUCUUAAAACAUUAUAGGGUUCUUAUGAAUUCACCUCUGUUUCAGUUUAAAAAUAGACUACAGAGAAAUAAAUUUGUUAUUUUUAAUUAUGAAGUUCUUUUGACAUUUAUUUAUUGCAC